Molecule: messenger RNA, 894 nt
Organism: Anopheles stephensi (Asian malaria mosquito)
Lineage: Eukaryota; Metazoa; Arthropoda; Insecta; Diptera; Culicidae
Product: tetratricopeptide repeat protein 25
Exons: 4
Coding region: 1-894 (297 amino acids)
Cellular component (GO): cytoplasm
Molecular function (GO): protein binding
Source: RefSeq, a predicted model, not a curated record
AUGGGUAUGGUUCUCUUCUGCAGAGAUUUGUUCAACGAGCCAGUUGACGUGAAGAAGCGACGAUACUUUGAUGAGGUGUACACCGACAAAGAUCGAGCCGCUGCCGUUAGUAUAGGAAACUUUGAUAUCAAGCAAAACCUCAUCAACAAACGGCGUCAGGAGCGUAACGAAGCGUUACAAACGGAGGAAGCCGAACCGGGUGCCAUCUUGGCGUUGGGGAUGCGUGAGAUCAAGAACGGGAACUUGGACAAUGCUGUUCUGUUCAUUUCUAAGGCUUUGGAAAUGAACAACAACGAUCAAAACGCGCUGGUUGCUAGAAGCCGAUGUUUCUUGCAGCUUGGCGAACCGGGCAAAGCUUUGCAGGAUGCAGAAACGGCUCUCGUGCUGGACAAGAACAACAUCCGGGCGAUCUACCAGAAGGCGGAAGCACUCUACUACCUGGGACAGUUCGAGCAUAGCCUGAUGUUUUUUCACCGUGGCUUGCGUUUGCGUCCGGAGCUGGCUAGUUUUAGACUUGGUGUACAGAAAACGCAGGAAGCGAUCGAGAACACGAUCGGUAACAACACCAAGAACCAGCCGGCGAAGAAACCGGCCAAGCCGGACAAACCCAAGACCGCCAAACGCAAUCAACUGUCGCGGGAAGAGCUGGAAAAGCGUGCCUCCCGUCGGCUGUUGGGUGAUCUGUACAUUGACAAGGAAUAUCUGGAGAAUCUGAUCAAGCAUCCGGAUCUGCGCAAAGCGGAUACAAACACGGAAGGUGUCUCGGAGUACGCUAAGGAUGCGAUCAACUUCCUCAACAAUAGACAAGAGUUCUGGCGCCAGCAAAAGCCUUGCACCAGCUUGAAUGCGAAGAAAAUUAGCGGCGCCAACGGUAUGCUUCCACGAUGGUUGUAA